Messenger RNA from Striga asiatica, 847 nucleotides. Lineage: Eukaryota; Viridiplantae; Streptophyta; Magnoliopsida; Lamiales; Orobanchaceae. The record is from the annotation of a GenBank genome assembly.
GGGUUUUUGGUAGAACAUAUGCAGCCCAAACCUUCCUGUUGCCAUCGAUGUUUAUGCUCGGAGCUUUUGUACUGUUCGGCUCGAUUGCUGCUUGGGUUUUUCAUCACUUUUUGGAGAUGAGCUACAAAGAAGCUCCUUUGUUUGAAAGCAUUUCACCAAACAAUCUACCGAAGCUUACGCACGAAGCUCAUGGUUUUGGCGACUCAAUUAAACCACCUAAAUUCGUAAAUCAUGGUCUUUUUCUAUGGAACCAGGAAAGACAGAAAUGGAGAGGCAGCAAAAGGGCUGUUACUCUGUCUAAAAAGCCGCGAAUGCCCAAAUUAGGAAAUUUUUGUCUGUGUAUAUCUAAGAGGUUUUGUUGUGGAGGGACUGCAGCCUAUGAUAAAUUGCUCAGAAAGAGCAAGCCAUUUCCCAGACCUAUUCCUCUCAGUGAAAUGGUCGGUUUUGUGGUCGAUAUUUGGGAGCAGGAAGGAUUGUAUGACUGAAAAAAGAAGCAUAAGGAAAAGGAUAUUAGUGGGGCCCACCAUGCCAUUUUGUAUAUGGGGCUUUGUUAAAAAAGAAAAAAACGAAUAUUGUUGUUAGGUUGUCUAAUUGUUACGCAUCCAUACUUUACUAACAAAUCUGCAUAUUUAUCCCCUGAAAAUCUAAUCUUUUUUUUUACUGGUUAGAAAUAGUGUAAUGAAUCAAACAAUGAUGGCCAGUGAAUUUAUCUCUUGAUGGAGUACACUUACAUUAUUGCAAAGUAGAUUAGCUCUCUUGAAAAACAAAAAUUAUGUACCUUAAUGAGGAAGUACUGGAUGUGAAUCACAAGUUCACAACAACCUCUUGACUCAUUACAUGAAUGAGA